UAUCACCCAAACUCCCGCGAAAACUAUCUGCACAAGUUCCUUUCACUAGAUUGUAAGUACGGUCAUACUUUUACCGAUUGCAACAAUACGGUGCUUGCCGGAAAUUUUCUCCAAUAAACUAUAAUAUUAAAAGUUAAUAUUAAGAGAUAUAUUUACGGCUAGCAAUUCGCGAUCAUCAAAAGAGACAUGCCCCGGUACAGAGAAUGGGAUCUGGCUUGCAAGGUGUAUGUGGGAAACUUGGGAUCAUCGGCAUCUAAAUACGAAAUAGAGAAUGCCUUUGCCAAAUACGGUCCAUUGAGGAACGUAUGGGUGGCUCGCAACCCACCUGGCUUUGCGUUCGUUGAGUUUGAAGACAGGCGUGAUGCGGAGGACGCAACCCGGGCGCUGGACGGAACUCGCUGCUGCGGCACACGCAUUCGCGUAGAGAUGUCCUCCGGGCGCUCACGUGACCGCCGGCGUGGUGGAUUCGAAAGUGGUAGUGGCAGUGGCAGUGGCGGACGAUUCGGAUCUGGACGUUACAGGAUAACUCCUUCGGCUAGAACUACUUCCACUGCUACUUCUUCCUUCUACAACAUCAGCAACCCACAACAGCAACCAUCUUCACAGCCACUGCCAGCAAACUUCAACUUUCAACUCUCAACUCUAAAAAUUAUCAAGUUCUGCGCGUUUUCAUCGUAGAAGAAGAGCAUUGCAGUCGCCAGAGUUCUACUUAUGAAGUUAUCCUGCGUAUCUUUGAUUUUUUUUUUAAAUAAUAUUCAUUUUUUUGUUUAUCCAUCAAAGUGCUUCGCUUGACGAUUAAGUUUUAAAAUCCUUUUUUGUGUUAAUACUGAAACUGACCCUAUCCACAUUUAAAACCUUUUAUAAUCUUCAUAAGAAGGGACAAAAUCUAUCAGAAAACAAUUAUUUUAUCAAGUUAUACUUCAGCCAACCUUAAAUUUUAAUGAAAAUAAUUCUAUCCACAAUUCUCUGAGUAGAUGUUGCGCGAUUACCUUAGUAGUUUUCAAUUAUUUUUGCCAAAAUGGCACUAUAGAGGAAUCGUUUAUUUUCAGGAACUUUUAAGGCGUAUGUACAUGCACUUCCUCUUUACUCAGUAGUGCGCUAUACUAAAAGAAUUUAUAUUUAAACUUAUUUAUCAUUUUCCACAAUAAAUUAAUUGCAGAUCCCGUUCUCCACGCCGCUCCCGUUCGCCUCGCAGCCGAAGCUUUUCACGCGAUCGCCGUAGCCGGUCGGACUCCCGAGACCGCCAUUGAGAUGUUUUCAAGAGGAUAUAAUUUAAGUAAAGUCGCAAUCUCUGCUUUGAUUGUGGUGUAAGUAAAUUCAUAGAUGGCAGAUGACAAUAGACACUAUGCGAUGCAUUCAAUAAUCCAUUUUUUUUGUAUCAAAUAAAGAAACAAUAAAAUAAAAACAUAUUUGUUUCCAGCAAAAAGUGA
Messenger RNA from Drosophila ananassae, 1430 nucleotides. It is a transcript of the gene Rbp1, whose product is annotated as RNA-binding protein 1. The record is from RefSeq and is a predicted model, not a curated record. Gene Ontology annotation, biological process: mRNA splicing, via spliceosome. Lineage: Eukaryota; Metazoa; Arthropoda; Insecta; Diptera; Drosophilidae. Gene Ontology annotation, molecular function: RNA binding. The transcript is spliced from 3 exons. Gene Ontology annotation, cellular component: nuclear speck. Bases 187 to 678 code for a protein of 163 amino acids.